UUUGGUUCCGAGCGGGAAUCCAGCGAUCAGCCGCUCUUCGGCCAAUUGACACGUUCAGGAUUUUUCUCCCGUAGGGGUACCGCGGCUAUGCCUUCGAAUGGUCUCGUUUCCGGCCGGCCAUGGAAAACCUUUGGCCAACUUCCGCUGCACCAUCUGUUGCCGGCAGCCCUCCUUGGCUUUCUUCUCCGCUGACAAUUCGGCAGAAACUUGCUGCGCUGCAAGUUCCCCACAUCCCUGAGCAGCGCGUCGCUAAGAGCUUUCCAGGAAGGGAUUGAGGAUGAAGCUCUCUUGGUUGGUCUGUGGAGCUCUGGCAGUCUUCUGGGGAGCCAUUUUCGGAGCAGCUUUUUAUGACCCUCAGGAUGACGAGACGGUCCUGGUUGACAAUAAGUGCCAGUGUGCGAAGGUGACUUCGACAUUUGUCCCGUCCAAAGACAAUCCUAAAGAAGAAGUCUUGGAGAGAAACAUCCGCAUAAUAGUGCCUCUGAAGAGCAGGGAGAAUAUUUCAGACCCCACCUCACCAGCAAGAACCAGAUUUGUCUACAAACUCUCCAAGCUCUGCGAGAAAUGUGAUACAGCGGCAGCCAGCAUGGACGACGAGGGAAUUGUUUCCGGGAAGACAACUCCAUGCAACGACCCCGAUGAACCCUGCUACACCUACGACAGGAACAAGUGCUACACGGCCUCAGCCCUGUUCUCCCAUAAGGGGAAAACCCAUGUCAUCACGACACCCCUCAAUCCGGAAUCCUGCUAUCCAGAUUAGAGAUAAUCCGUAAUGUUGGACAUCCCGGACAGACCUACGCGACAUGCUUCUAUUGGUUUUAAGUUAGUUAACCGGCAUGGCUUCCCCCAAAAGAAUCCUGGUUUGGAUAGUUUGGUGAGCUGAAGGGUUGCCAACUUCCAGGUGGAGCCUGGAGAUCUCCCAGAAUUAGAACUCAUCUCCAAACUACAGAGAGAUUGGUUCCCCUGGAGAUUAUAGCUACUUUGGAGGGUGGACCAUAUGGCAGGAUACCCUAUUCAGGAGCCUCCAGGGGUGGAAUUCUAGCAGGAGCUCCUUUGCAUAUUAGGCCACACCCCUCUGAUAUAGCCAAUCCUCCAGGAGCUUACAGGCAGGGGGGUGGAAUUCUAGCAGGAGCUCCUUUGCAUAUUAGGCCACACACCCCCUGAUGUAGCCAAUCCUCCAAGAGCUUACAAAAAAGAGCCUUGUAAGCUCUUGGAGGAUUGGCUACAUCGAGGUCUGUGGCCUAAUAUGCAAAGGAGCUCCUGCUAGACUUUUACCCCUGUGAGCCUCCAUUUCCCAACCCAAUUCUCCAGGCUCCACCUCCAAAUUUUCAGGAAUUUCCCUGCCUGCAGUUGGCAAAUUCAGUGCUCAAGACGCCUACAAUCCCCUCCUAGUACAACAGGCCAGGUGACGUUGAGGAAAUGGCUAUAAAGCCAGUUCAGGUCUGUGAUGUAGACAUAUUGUUACCUACUCUAAAAGUCUGGAAGAAGAACUCAGUACUGUUGCUUAAAAUAUGCUGUUGCUUAAAGCAAAUCUGCAUCAGUACAAUGCUCUGCUGUGCUUUCUUCCCCUUUUAAUUUCUCCCACUAAACGGUAUCAUUCCUUUCUCUUUAUCACCUGCCUUUACCUACAGCUCUUAAUUAAUCCACGCUGUCAAUAAAAAUAAUCUUUCAUUAUC
Molecule: messenger RNA, 1676 nt
Organism: Heteronotia binoei (common prickly gecko)
Lineage: Eukaryota; Metazoa; Chordata; Lepidosauria; Squamata; Gekkonidae
Gene: JCHAIN
Product: joining chain of multimeric IgA and IgM
Exons: 6
Coding region: 278-760 (160 amino acids)
Biological process (GO): humoral immune response
Cellular component (GO): pentameric IgM immunoglobulin complex
Molecular function (GO): immunoglobulin receptor binding
Source: RefSeq, a predicted model, not a curated record